This is a messenger RNA of Papaver somniferum (opium poppy), 1906 nucleotides long. Its product is annotated as probable inactive shikimate kinase like 1, chloroplastic. The record is from RefSeq and is a predicted model, not a curated record. The transcript is spliced from 10 exons. Lineage: Eukaryota; Viridiplantae; Streptophyta; Magnoliopsida; Ranunculales; Papaveraceae. Bases 792 to 1685 code for a protein of 297 amino acids. Gene Ontology annotation, cellular component: chloroplast.
AUUUUGAAUCGUCUUUUUCCUCUUAUGAAAAUGCUGGGGAUUCAUUUGAAUCCCCAAUUUCUGUUUCCUCUAUUUCUUCUUUACUCAAAAUUUCAAAUCCAACUGUCUUUAUUCAUGCCUCGAAUAAAAUUAUUUCAAAUUUCGAUUCACCAGUAAUUCUUUCUGAACCUGCUUUCAAAGUUUCAAUACCUGAUUUUGUAUUAUCAUCCUCUUCGGAAAAUUGUUUCCUUAUCUUAUCAGAAAAAGGAAUCGCACUACCAAUCGAUCAAUAUGGGUCAAAUUUGAAAGGAAAAUGUAUAGGAAAAAGAUCGUAUCUUUCUCAUUAUCUCCUCCAUCGAUGCGACAAGAAGCGACACAAGAACUUUUGACGGAGAAUGAGCAGGACCCACUAUCAACCCAGAUCCUCAAGAAGCAGAGGCGAUAUGAAUUCAUGGAUUGGGAUGAUACUCCCCUACAACAUAUUCAAAACAAAUUAUCAGUAGAUAAAUCUAACAUCCGUAGAGGCCUAUCUCAUAUCUCCAUAUUAGAUAACUCUACUAUUGAUGUAAUUCAGACUCAUUCCGAGUCUUAGUUCUUUUGAUAAAAUGUCUUAUUCACAAAAAUAAAUAAAAUAAAGGAGUCCCUCCUCUAAAAUACAAGGAGCCCAAAAGUUAAGCCAUUAAGUAAUAAGUAUUGGGCCGAAGUACCCGUUAAAAGUCCAUUUCUCUAUUCGUUAAAAGUCCAUUUCUCUAUUUCUCUUUCAUUCUUCUUCAUUUCACAUUUCAAGUUUUCAGUUAGAGUGGGAGAGAGAGAUGAUGAGUCUUAUCAAUUCAACUAGAUAUCUUCAAUUCUCAUCUCUUCCACCAUUUUCUCAUUCUUUUUCUUUUUCUUCAUCUUCAUCUUCAUCUUCGUCUUCUUCUUCCAAUUCUGUAAUUUCCUUAACAAGGAAUUACUGCAAUGGAUUUCAUAAAGCUUCAAAUUCUGCAAAAAUACACUUACACUCUUCAUCCACGAAAGUUUGCUCUCUUAGAUCUAAUAAUGAAGUCUCAGGUACCACUACGGAGAGUAACCAAUCACUCGAGUUGAAGAAUAAGGCGGUGGAGGUCGCACCUGGGCUAAAAGGAACUAUAAUAUUUCUACUUGGCAUGAAAAGCACUAUGAAAACCAACUUGGGAAAAGUAUUAGCAGAUGCAUUGAGAUAUUACUACUUUGAUAGUGAUAGCUUGGUUGAGGAAGUGGCUGGUGGUGAACAAGCUGCCAGGGAUUUUAAAGAGAGUGAUGAGAAAGGAUACCGUGAAUCCGAGACUGAAGUACUCAAGCAAUUAUCAUCCAUGGGCCGUUUGGUGGUUUGCGCUGGAGAUGGUGCAGUACAGAGCUCAACUAAUCUUUCACUAGUGAGGUACGGAAUUUCAAUUUGGGUAGAUGUUCCCUUGGAAACUCUAGCUGCAGAAGUGAUUGAAAGUGGUGAUAAGGAUCCUUUGACUUCAGACGAGGUGACGGUGAAGCUAAAUCAACUGUACAAGGAAAUGAAAGAUGGAUAUGCAACAGCAGACGGAAGGAUCUCACUCCAAAAUCUGGCUUAUAAAUUAGGAUACGAGGACACAAACAAUGUGACUACAGAGGACGUUGCGCUAGAGGUGCUAAAGGAGAUUGAGAAACUAACAAGAGUGAAGAAGAUGAUGGAAGAAGCUGCAAGACCAUUUUGAGCCAGAGACUGAAGAUUUUUCAAAGAUGUCUUCUUCGCCGAACACUUCCUAGUAAGAAGCCCAUUUCCACUGUCAAGUGUUUUAUUUUAUGACCCUGUAAAUUAAUAAGUGGAUCUUGAAUUGAGUUGACAAGGAAAUCAACACAGUUACUUGUUUGUCGUAAAAUGUUUUUAAUGUUAUAGGCACAUAAAUGGAAAUAGAAAGCUUAGAGCAAGUAAAGG